Molecule: messenger RNA, 808 nt
Organism: Cimex lectularius (bed bug)
Lineage: Eukaryota; Metazoa; Arthropoda; Insecta; Hemiptera; Cimicidae
Product: calcium and integrin-binding protein 1-like
Exons: 5
Coding region: 128-682 (184 amino acids)
Molecular function (GO): calcium ion binding
Source: RefSeq, a predicted model, not a curated record
CGAGCAGAGCUCCCUGUUUGUUUCUGCUGAAAUAAAGAUAAGCUUCCGCAAGCUUUUGAAGUUAUAAACAAAACGAAAAUACCCGGAAAAUUUUUAUGCUGGAACGAUAUCAUCAGCGGGUAUACUGAUGGGUCAGUCUAACAGCCAGUUCACUGAUGAAGAACUUCAAGAUUAUCAGGACUUGACUUAUUUUACAAAGAAAGAAGUUUUACAUGUACACCAGAAAUUCAAAGCCCUCGCACCGGAAAAGGUCGGCCACAACCGAAAUGCUAAGCUGCCGAUGAAUAAGGUUCUUCAGUACCCUGAGCUCAGGGUCAACCCAUUUGGGGAACGGAUCUGCAAGGUGUUCAGCUCAAGCCAAGAUGGAGAUUGUACAUUUGAGGAUUUCCUCGACAUGAUGUCUGUCUUCAGUGAUUCGACGCCUAAAGCCGUUAAAGCCGAGCAUGCUUUCCGCAUAUUCGAUUUUGACGGUGAUGACAUGCUCGGUGUAAACGAUUUGAGAGAAGUGAUCGAUAGGCUGACCAGCCCUCAAAGGUUAACAGAUGCUGAAAUGGCCCACCUUGUUCAGAACAUUUUAUCCGAGGCCGAUCUUGACGAUGAUGGAGCUCUCUCUUUUGCCGAAUUUGAACACGUUAUAGACAAGUCUCCUGAUUUUGCCGAUGUAUUCAAAAUGCAGAUUUAACGAAUGGAAUCAACAAAGCUAAAGCAAGAAUCUAGUCUAAUUUAGAAUUAAGUCACAAUUUUUUAUUACUACCAAAAAUCAAAAACAGUUUUUUUAUAUAUAUUUAAAAAAAGUUUAUUUUCCACA